AUGAACUCCAAACGAGCUCGUUCGUCUCCUCAAGAGGCAGACUCGAAGAGCGAGACAACAACAAAAAAGAAGAAAAACACCAACUUGUGGACGAAAGAGGAGGAUGCGCUUCUUUUAGCAACAGUCGAGAUGUGUAAGAAAAACGAUUGGAAGUCUGUUGCUGAGAACAUCCCCAAUCGAUCCCGGAAACAAUGUCGAGAGAGGUACUUUAAUUAUUUAUUUGACUGUGGUCCUAAAAGUCCGUGGACGCCGGAAGAGGAUAGCAUCAUAUUAAAAAAGCAAAAAGAGGUAGGAAAUAAGUGGACAGAGAUAUCUCGACUCUUACCUGGGCGGUCCCCAAACUCGAUUAAAAAUAGGUUUUUCUCAUACUUGGCCAAGUCGAAAAAAAAGACUGCCUUUCAUGGUCAUAUUUUAGAAGCUCCUAUUAAUAAUAACUUUACUAUCGAAAACAAGACAAAUGAAAAAUUGCCAAGCGCGUUUUCUCCAGUCUUGGAUAAGACCGCUUUUUCUUUUUUGUAA
Entamoeba invadens IP1 is the source of this 519-nucleotide messenger RNA. RefSeq names its product transcription factor WEREWOLF, putative. NCBI's taxonomy places the organism in Eukaryota, Evosea, Mastigamoebida, Endamoebidae. The coding region runs from base 1 to 519 and encodes 172 amino acids. Gene Ontology annotation, molecular function: DNA-binding transcription factor activity, RNA polymerase II-specific; RNA polymerase II cis-regulatory region sequence-specific DNA binding. Gene Ontology annotation, cellular component: nucleus. The transcript has a single exon. Gene Ontology annotation, biological process: regulation of DNA-templated transcription. The record is from RefSeq and is a predicted model, not a curated record.